AUGUUGUCAUUAUAUUAUUGCACCGUCAUUCUUUUACUUGUCACUCAUUCACUAUCAUUACCCAUUGGCCGACGCAUCCAGCAACGUGAUGUACCCGACUUUGUUCGCCGAUAUGCUCCCGUGGCAUACCUCUCCGCCACAGAGAAAUACUUCCCCUCCGACUUGACCACCCACCUCGCCAACUCCCACCCGGUCACCGGAUCCGGCGAUCCCAUUCCCUUCACUAGCCCCUUAUCCCUCACCAACCUCAACACCCUCUCCGACCAAACCGACAUCUACACCACUUCCAACACCGGCAUCCUCUCCCUCCCACCCUGGUUCCACGGCACAAAACCCUCUCCUGACGGCACAUUGGGCACGACACGCGCGUCGGUAAUAAUCACCGUCUCCAAACCCAACAACAUUCUCGACGUCUUCUACUUUUAUUUCUACACCUACAACCAAGGCAACUGGGUCCUGGACAAUCCAGCUCUCGAAUUCGGCAACCACGUCGGCGACUGGGAACACACGAUGAUCCGGUUCCAAAACUCGCUCCCGCAAUCCGUCUACUACAGCCAACACAGCACGGGCCAAGCGUUUUCAUAUUCGGCCGUGGAAAAAGCACCUGAUGGACUACGUCCUGUCGUCUACGUCGCGCGCGGGUCGCACGCUAAUUACGCCGUUCCAGGACCUCAUGAUCAUACGAUUCCAGGGUUUAAUUCUCCGGUGGGUCCGUUGAAGGAUCAUACGGAUCGUGGCGUUUAUUGGGAUCCGAGUGUGGGGGCGUAUGUGUAUGAGUAUGAUGUGGCGACGGGGAAGUUUCGGGCGUAUGACCAGAAUGAUCCGGUUGAGUUCUUGGGCUUUGAAGGGAGGUGGGGAGAUAGGCAGUUGGGGGAUAAGGAAAAGGGUCAGAUUAAUGUUUUUGGGGCGAGGAAAUAUACAGGUGGGCCAACGGGGCCGAGGGAUAAGAAGUUGGCGAGGGAGGCCGUUUGUCCUGAUAGUAAAGGGUGUUGGGUCAGGCCGGUUUUGAUGCCGAGAGAGGUGGAUGGUGACGAGGGAGGGGAUGUGAGAUGA
Molecule: messenger RNA, 1053 nt
Organism: Exophiala mesophila
Lineage: Eukaryota; Fungi; Ascomycota; Eurotiomycetes; Chaetothyriales; Herpotrichiellaceae
Exons: 2
Coding region: 1-1053 (350 amino acids)
Source: RefSeq, a predicted model, not a curated record